Micropterus salmoides (largemouth bass) is the source of this 5334-nucleotide messenger RNA. RefSeq names its product ribosomal protein S6 kinase, polypeptide 4 (gene rps6ka4). The record is from RefSeq and is a predicted model, not a curated record. Gene Ontology annotation, molecular function: magnesium ion binding; protein serine/threonine kinase activity; ATP binding. NCBI's taxonomy places the organism in Eukaryota, Metazoa, Chordata, Actinopteri, Centrarchiformes, Centrarchidae. Gene Ontology annotation, biological process: intracellular signal transduction; regulation of DNA-templated transcription; protein phosphorylation.
GAGUUCACGUGACUGACCGUCGCCCAGGUUGUGUCGAAAGCAUCCUGGUGUUAGCAGUUAGCUAGCAGCUGACAAAAAAUAUAAAUAUAAAGUCAAGAGAGAAUUUUUUAGAAUGGGCGAAUUAUUAAUAUAGCGAAAAAGAAGAUAAAGAACUUCCCAAAUUGGCCUUUCCAGCAUGGUCUGAUAGCCGAUAUCUGAAAAGACCAGAUAACAUAACGUUAACGUUAGCUAACUAAACACUUCGCUAACGUACAAACUUUGACGGGCAACAGCAGCAAUUCUACCAUCCCAGCUAGCUAGGUAACAUGGCUUGUUAUUGUAGCAAUUAUGCUAGCUAACGGUGUAGGCGAUUAACGUAACGCAUUCACUUAUAACGCGUUAUUUUCAUCAGUCGUUUAUGUGAAACUAGCGUUAAUGUUAUUACUUAGUAACGUUAGCUAUUAAUAAUGACUACUGUUAAGCAGCUAAUGCUAACGUUAGCCACUUAAACUUCAUUGCAACUAGCAAAACUCGAAAUCAGUAACGUUACUGGGGAUCUUUCUCAUAGCUAGUAGUAAAUAAAACCAAUAGCACAUAGUAACCUGUAAUCUGAAUAGCUACAUUUCUGUGUUUUAUGAUUAAUUUCGGCCAAUCACAGGAGAUAAGUAAUGCGAAACACCAGGAUGUCAAACGCACGGGGAUUAACGUUAGUGCAGCACUAUUGUCUACAAAACACAGCUGUCCGGUCAUUUCGAUAAUCCUUGUGUUCUUCAUAAUGCAGCUAACGUUACAAUAGAUUUUCGUAAUUGCUGAACGUGAAGUGUAACAUCUUGUAAAUAUUAAAACAGUUGACUAUCCAGUUCAUCUUAAACAGUCUGUAUAGGGUUUAGUUUACCUUUCUUGAAAUUAUGCCUGGGAACGCAUCUGAUAGUAGUGAUGACUCCGAUGCCAUAACGAAUGAAAAGGCCUGUACCGUAAAGCAUCAAAUCACCAAUGCUAACCUCACAGGUCACACCGAGAGGGUCGGCAUGGAGAACUUUGAGCUGCUCAAAGUCUUGGGCACUGGAGCUUAUGGGAAAGUGUUUUUGGUCAGGAAGAACACUGGUCACGAUGCAGGCCAGCUUUAUGCUAUGAAGGUGUUAAAGAAAGCAGCUAUUGUUCAAAAGGCAAAGACAACAGAACAUACUCGCACUGAGAGGCAGGUGCUGGAGCACAUCCGCCAGUCCCCCUUCCUGGUCACACUCCACUAUGCCUUUCAGACGCAGAGCAAACUGCACCUCAUCCUCGAUUAUGUGAGUGGCGGGGAGAUGUUCACUCAUUUGUACCAGCGGGAUCACUUUCCUGAGGAGGCAGUGCGGAUUUAUAUUGGGGAAAUAAUCCUGGCUCUGGAGCACCUGCACAAGCUUGGGAUUGUGUACCGAGACAUCAAAUUGGAAAACAUUCUUCUUGACAGUGAAGGCCAUGUGGUAUUGACUGAUUUUGGGCUCAGCAAGGAGUUUCUGGAAGAAGAGAAGGAAAGAACUUACUCUUUCUGUGGCACCAUUGAGUACAUGGCCCCUGAAAUCAUCAGGGGGAAAGCCGGGCAUGGCAAGUCUGUAGAUUGGUGGAGCCUUGGGAUCCUCAUGUUUGAGCUUCUAACGGGAGCAUCUCCUUUUACCUUGGAGGGAGAGAGGAACUCCCAGAGUGAGGUGUCAAAACGUAUUUUGCGCUGUGAUCCUCCGUUCCCCUCUAUGAUUGGACCCACUGCUCAGGACCUGCUGAGGAAGUUGUUGGUGAAAGAUCCGCACAAGAGGCUGGGUUCUGGACCUCGAGGGGCUGAAGACAUCAAAGCACAUUCCUUCUUCAAGGGACUGAAUUGGGCUGACCUAGCACAGAAGAAAGUGGCAAGUCCAUUCAAGCCAGAGCUGAAGAAUGAACUUGACGUAGGGAACUUUGCUGAGGAGUUCACUGGGAUGGAUCCCGUCUACUCUCCAGCGAGCACACCUCCAAGCACUGACCGCCUGUUUCAGGGUUACUCCUUUAUUGCUCCCUCCAUCCUGUUUAAUAAAAAUGCAGUCAUGGGAGACUUUGUGGAAUCCCAGGUCCGUGCUGAUCGACCAGGUUCAGCCUCUGUCCAGCGCAGUGCAAUGUUAGAGGAAUCCCAGUUUUUUCAGCACUAUGAGCUGUGUCUUCUUGGGCCGCCCCUAGGUGAGGGUAGUUUCUCUGUGUGCAGGAAAUGCAGACACAAGCAAACUGACCACGAAUACGCUGUCAAGAUCGUCAGCCGCAGAAUGGAGGCAAACACCCAGAGGGAGAUUGCUGCUUUGAGGCAAUGUGAGGCUCACCCAAACAUUGUCAAACUGCAUGAAGUCUAUACUGAUCAGUACCACACAUAUUUAGUGAUGGAGCUACUGCGAGGUGGGGAGCUGCUGGAAAGGAUCAAGAGGAAGAAACUCUUUGGCGAGGCAGAGGCCAGUCAGCUGUUACAGAGCCUGGUCUCAGCUGUCAGCUUCAUGCACGAGGCCGGAGUCGUGCACAGAGACCUCAAACCAGAGAACGUGCUGUUUUCAGAUGAAGGCGAGGACUCGGUGCUGAAAGUAAUAGAUUUUGGAUUUGCCCGCCUGUGCCCUGCAGGCAGCGCCCUGCAGACUCCCUGCUUCACGCUGCAGUAUGCUGCACCUGAACUUUUUGAGAGUGCGGGAUACGACAAAGCCUGUGACCUCUGGAGUCUUGGAGUCAUUCUGUACACCAUGCUGUCAGGCCAGGUGCCAUUUCAGAGUGAGCAGCGUGGGAUGACCUCAUUACAUGCCGCUGACAUCAUGCAAAAGAUAAAAGAGGGCGAUUUCUCAUUGGAAGGGGAGGCCUGGAAGGGCGUAUCAGAGGAUGCCAAAGAGCUUGUUAAAGGCCUACUGACAGUGGAUCCAGAGAGUCGUCUGAAACUCUCCGAUCUGAAAGAGAACAGCUGGCUGCAGGGCGGAGCAUCAAUGUCCACCACUCCUUUGUGCACUCCAGAUGUGCUAGAGUCUAGUGGGCCUACUGUCCGUACCUAUGUCAAUGCCACUUACAAGGCUUUCAACCGUGGUAAGAGAGAGGGCUUCUUUCUGAAAAGUGUCGACAACGCUCCCCUUGCAAAACGGCGAAAGCUGAAGAUGACAAGUACAGGUGUAGAGACCCGAUGGAGUUCAUCCUCUUCCUCCUCCUCCUCUUCUACUUCCUCCUCCUCUGCCUCUGCAGCAGCAUCCAAAGCACAGCCAAAGCAAACUGUGACCCCAAAGCAGAGCUAGCCUGAAUGGCAGGGGAGAAGACAGCAGGAAAAUGAAGUAAUAUGUGCUCAUACUGGCGACACCAUGUCGUCUUCUGGUGAUAGGGUCACCCAAUUCCAAAAAAACAUACAAACCAAAAGACUGGUUUAAGUUAGUUUUAAGAAUUCCACUUUUAACCCGAAAGCAGCUUCAUUCAUCAUGCCGUAUUCUCCUCAAACCAAACACUUAUUUUCCUUGAGUGGAUGGAAAAGAGGAUGGUAGAGGUCUAGAUUGGCAUCUUUAAGAUGUACAGAAAUCUGUGGCCUUGAGAAGAAAUUAUACUUAAUCAGUAUUUGCGCACCAUAAUGUGGUGAUAUGACACACUUAAAGAUGAAAAUGAGACAUUUACCUACUUUCGCUGUGGGUAAGAAUCAGUGCCUGGCUAUAUAGGGAUAAAGGGAAAAAGGAGCCAUAAAUGAGCAGAAGCCAUAUAUAUACAGCAAAGCAGUGGAUAUAUCGAUUGAGCCGUUGAGAAUACACACAUAUUUGCACAUAAUGGGUGAUUAGUCCUUCCAGGAAUUAGCAGGAUUAAUCCUUUCAUUGUACGGAGUUAUUUUUAACUUUGCCACACUUACAAUGAUGAAAAAACAGCAAAGGUUUGGCCGUAAGUGCUGUGCCAAAUGUAGGGACUCUGCUCUUUAAAGAUGACAUGAAAUGUUUUGCAUUUAGGUUGACAGAAAUCUAUCUGUUUGCACUAUUUGGAGAGAAUGUAAAAUCAAAUGGGCAAGAAGAGCUAAUUGCUGGAAGUACUGAGUGCAGAAAUGCUUUGAGAUUGCAGCUGAUGAACAAUGCUGUAGUAGAUAUCUUCUCCAUUGGAUGUGUGCUGUUUUAUGUGUCAGUCCUAAGGGCACUGAUUACUCUACACACUACCAAGUCUACAGAUCCCAUUGAACACAACACAGAGUGCGCGUCUUGAUCGAAGAUGUUUCUUACCAUUGCUGUAAAUUACUUGCAUUAUUGUGGCGCUCUGAAAAUCUCUAGCAUGCUAAUCUGUUGUGAUGGUGAACUGUAAGAAGCUUUUCUAUGUUUUGGUAUCUUGGACUCACUAAGGAAACGUCACCCAGAAUGUUUUUAUGCUACCACGUGCAGCUUGAGUGUUUGCACGUAGACUGGAGCAAAAUCUAUUUUGGUGAUUUUUUUUGUGUACCACUUUGGGCUUGCGAAUUUUAAAAGGGUAUUAGUUUUCUAUUGCCCUUUAAGAUCCAAGCCAUAUGUGGCUAUUACAAACACAAUCUGAUUUCAUACGUUGAAAUAUUGUUCCUAUUAUCUCAGCUGGUUGUCACCUGGGCUGAGGUUCAGGCCCAGACAUGUCUUUUUACAGAUGUAGUUUUAAACAAUUUAUGGCUUUGGAAUGAAAAUUAUUUUACAGAAUGCAACACUUAAUAAUGACUUUAAUAUGGUUAUGGAUUGACCAUCCUGUGAGAUCUGUUGUGUAUAUACUCAUCCAUGAUUUAAAACAAACAAACAAAAAAAAACCAAUGUAUGUAAUGAUUUAAAUUUCCACAACUGUUUUUAUGGUAAAUUAGUCUCCUGAUGGAAUUAUACAUUUUUUUUUUUAUGUUGUUUUUUUUUUACUUGUUGCACAGUCAGUUGAUCAAUUAAACACAUUUCAGCUUUAAAGGUGCUUUUACUGAUAUUUAUUACAUAUAAUUGAUUUUAAUGCUGUGGUAAUGGGAUUGAUUAUUAAAUUGGCUCCUGUUGUGUACCAGAACUGCGUGUGUGGGUGCAUGCGUGGCUGUGUGAGGGCAUGAGUGUACUGGGAGGUUGGUUGUACUGGUAUUUCUCCACCAGAUGAAGCAUUAUUAAGUUACUGUAUUAUUUUCUUGUUGUUGUUGCCGCCCUUGUCAGUUUAAAGAUAACUGGUUGUUUGUGUUGGAACAUUGGAGUUUUUACUUAAACUGUGCUUUUAUUGGUGUUGAUAAAUCUUUUCUUCUAGCAAAUGAUGUUUUUCUUUCUUUUUUUGAGCAUUACUAUUUUACUGAGAUGCACUGUCACUGAUGUCGUAAAUGGGAAGGUAUCUUUUGCACCAAGAUUUUUUUUGGUUGGUGCAAAAUAAACAUUACUUUUAAACAAA